Gongylonema pulchrum is the source of this 489-nucleotide messenger RNA. NCBI's taxonomy places the organism in Eukaryota, Metazoa, Nematoda, Chromadorea, Rhabditida, Gongylonematidae. The record is from the annotation of a GenBank genome assembly.
AUGCAUUUUUGCUGCGCGGCAAAAACGCAUAAAAAAUGUAAAGAACUAGGCAAUUUUUUGCAGUGGACGUCCAUGAAUUUCUUCCUAGCCAAUUUGGCUGUUUCUGAUCUCCUUGUGCUUUUGGUGUGCCUUCCACCGACCGUUAUUAACGAUAUCACGAAAACAUUCUGGUUCAGUUCAACGCUUUGCAAAGCAAUUGUUUUUUUCCAGAAUACCAGUGUCUAUGUGAAUAUUUUAACACUGGUCUGUAUAUCGGUGGAACGCUGGCAUGCCAUAUCUUCACCGUUACAACGUGAACUGUGGAAGACCAGGCGAGUGAUCGCCGUGAUAUGGUUCGUCGCGAUGGUGCUAUCACUGCCGGAACCACUGACAGUCACUACAUUUCCGGCAGUCUUUACUCGGCCUAAUUUUACUACCACGGUAACAAUAUUCAUUCAUUUAGGCAAUGCUCGCGCGCAUCUCGCAACUACACCAACUACAGAAAAUUGC